ACCCAUGCAGAUUGGAUUUGUUUUUGUGUUUAGCGAGGACCAAAAAGACCAACGCACCCUCGUUUUAUUUAUGAUCACUAAUAUAUUUGAGCCGUUGUUAGCGUCCUAGUAAUUUGUGUUGAAAGUAUCAUUAGUUAAGUUAGCAGGUGUUACCGAAUGUCAGGACAACCUAUCUUGCUAGCUGCAUUAGCUUACUCGUGGACGUAUGAGCUCACUAUUUGUGUGGGUAGUUAACUGUCUUGUCAAUUCAUUUCGGCUGUAUUACCACCACCGUCAUCAUCAGUAACAAUGUCUGGAAGUCCUGCUGUGGUCAUGCGGCUAGUGGCCUCUGCCCACACUGUGGCUGAAAAGGCUGGGGCCAUUGUGAGGAAGGUCCUUCACAGUGGAGAACUUGGCAUUGUGGAAAAGACUGGAGCUAAUGAUCUGCAGACGCUGGCAGACAGACUGGCACAGCAGAGCAUUUGUGCGUCACUGUCCAGACAUUUCCCCAAAAUCACCAUCAUUGGAGAAGAGGAGCUUCCAGCUGAGGAGAUAAAAGAAGAUCUCAUUGAGGGCGGCCACUCAGAGGAAAUCCUCCAGAAGACGUGUCCAGCGGAAUAUAGCGGGCUGAAAGAGGAGGAGCUAGUUGUGUGGGUUGAUCCCCUCGAUGGCACAAAGGAAUAUACUGAAGCGUCGAGGUGUCACCAUCACCAAACUGAGGCCCAGAUACCAAACAAAGGGUCGGACACCUCUCGGCCUCACAGCACAGCUCUCUGGCUCCUGGAUAAUGUGACAGUGCUUAUUGGUAUUGCAUACGAAGGCAGAGCUAUUGCAGGUGUCAUCAACCAGCCUUUCUACAACUACCAGCUUGGAGCAGGAGCAUCUUUAGGAAGAACCAUGUGGGGAAUGCUGGGAUUGGGCGCUUUUGGAUUUCAGCUGCAGGAAGUUCCAGGUGACAGACGCAUCGUCACCACCACACGUUCCCAUAGCAACAAGCUGGUAACAGACUGUGUAAACGCCAUGGAGCCUCAUGAAGUUAUAAAAGUGGGGGGUGCUGGGAACAAGAUAAUCCAGCUUGUUGAAGGAAAAGCUUCUGCUUAUGUCUUCGCCAGUCCAGGGUGCAAGAAGUGGGACACCUGUGCUCCUGAAGCCAUUCUGCAUGCUGUUGGAGGUAAACUGACUGACAUGCAUGGCAAUGCAUACUGCUAUAAUGCUAACGUAAAGCACAUGAAUUCUGCUGGCAUUCUUGCUACGCUACGCAACCACGAGUACUACGUCAGCAGAGUACCACAGUCAGUGCUGCAAGCCCUCAAAUCAGAUUGAGGUCUGUCUCCAUCAGAAAUCACACUAAUGUCCCUCCACAAAUGCAGAAACCUUUUUGUGUCUGAAAAUGUAAUUAAAAUCUGAACAAAAGAAGAACACGAUCAUAUCAAAGUCACAUUGAACAUAGUGAACUAACAUGUUUUUGUGUCAUUGAGCAUUACUCAACACUUAAUUAACCAGAAACACACAGAGCAAGCUUAAGAGCACUUCCAUUUAUUUCACUCUUUUCAAACAAACUAACAAAUCCCAGACGUCUUAACAUACUGUUUCCAACUUGAAGACCAAUAGAUUUACAAGGCAAAAGGCAAGAUUUAAAUAAAUAAAAAAUACAUUGGUCAAAUGAUUAUUAAGGAGUUGGAAAUGAUUCACUUCAUUCAAUAACCGCUUAGUGGAAACACUAUAAUUUAACUAGCCAACAACAAACAAAAUGCCAUCGUCUUGCCUUGAUAAUUUUGACCUCUUUACAAUGUCAUGCGAUGACUGGAAGUGCAACAAUGUUUAGUAUGUGAGAAGUCCACAUCUACAACUGUGAAGAUGAAUAUACUGGCAACUAUUAAUUCCAUACUGUACGUCAAUUUCUGCCGGGGUCUUCCUAUUUCUUUCAUUUACCUUCUUCUCUUGCACUGGCGUCUCUACUUUUCUACACACCUACUGUACUCACCAGACUAAAGGACAUACUCAAAGUGCUCACUGGUUCCCACACUGAAUUCACAUCAGAAUUGAAAAUGAAACUGUUAUGCCAUUGCAUUGCUGUUUUCCCAUUUGUUUAUACCAACAAUGGAAAUGCUGCUCUUUAACCAACACAAAUGGUACUUCAGUGAUGUGAGGGAUUAAAAAGUUUGAGCUUGGUAACACUAAUCUAAUGUAGAGCAUCUACUGUACAUGAAUGCCCUAGUAAAAAGGUACAGCAUAGAUUGGCUGUGUCCUUUUUAAAAGUUCAAAUAGGCUUGAAUGGCCUUUUGUUUAUGCUUGCAUAUGGCAAGAUUGUUGCAUUAUUUCCUGCACUUAUAUCAUCAAAAUCUUAAGAUUUUAUUGACAUCUCUUUGGGGAGAAAAAAACAUUCUUAAGUCAUAGGGUAGUCAGCAAUGUCUAACUUGCGAUUCUUAAAGGAACAAUUUGACAUUUUGGGAAAAUCGCUUACUUGCAGAGAGUUAGAUGGGAAGAUCAAUUCACUAAUUACCAUGUCAUAGCUUUGAUUGUUUGUUUGCUCCGUAC
Molecule: messenger RNA, 2517 nt
Organism: Sander lucioperca (pikeperch)
Lineage: Eukaryota; Metazoa; Chordata; Actinopteri; Perciformes; Percidae
Gene: bpnt1
Product: bisphosphate nucleotidase 1
Exons: 10
Coding region: 289-1302 (337 amino acids)
Biological process (GO): phosphatidylinositol phosphate biosynthetic process
Molecular function (GO): 3'(2'),5'-bisphosphate nucleotidase activity
Source: RefSeq, a predicted model, not a curated record